Molecule: messenger RNA, 309 nt
Organism: Closterium sp. NIES-65
Lineage: Eukaryota; Viridiplantae; Streptophyta; Zygnematophyceae; Desmidiales; Closteriaceae
Source: the annotation of a GenBank genome assembly
AUGGCAAAAAGGGCAAGGGAGGCGGAGGUGACGGCGGGGGAGGCGGUGGUGGGGGUGGUGGCGGCGGUGGGGGUGGUGGUGGGACUGGUGGGGCUAGUGGCAGCGGUGGGGGUGGUGGCGGCAACGGUGGGGGCGGUGGCAGAGGCGGGGGCGGUGGUGGGGGCGGCGGUGGACGCGGCGGCGGCAGGGGAAGAGGUGGUCGAGGAGGUGGUGGCGGCAGUGGUGGUCGUGGAGGCACUAGCAGUGGCCAGAGCCCACAGCACUCUCCGUCGCCCCAGGAGAUCCGUGCUGGAGAGGCUGCUGCUCUAG